Molecule: messenger RNA, 315 nt
Organism: Gongylonema pulchrum
Lineage: Eukaryota; Metazoa; Nematoda; Chromadorea; Rhabditida; Gongylonematidae
Source: the annotation of a GenBank genome assembly
AUGGAAGAAGUUGACGAAGAUAUUCCGCAUCAUCGACAUCAUUAUCAACAUCUUCACCACGCUUCUGCAGCCAAAACAGUUAAUAUUCCUCAAGCAACUGAUGCAGUUGAAGCGGAACCCGAAUUUGAUAGCGAGGAGCUUACGGCUAAUGAUCUCCGAGAGCGACGCAGCAUAAGCGGCACCGAACACCCCAAUUUCUUGUUAUGGAAUUCUACGGUGGCUUCUGUUGAACGCCUUUGGAAUAAUCAGAAGAGAAGAGCUUCAUAUAUGGGACCGUAUAAUAGUGACACAGCUAGUGGCCCAAGACAUCAUUAG